Molecule: messenger RNA, 1695 nt
Organism: Mixia osmundae IAM 14324
Lineage: Eukaryota; Fungi; Basidiomycota; Mixiomycetes; Mixiales; Mixiaceae
Exons: 7
Coding region: 1-1695 (564 amino acids)
Molecular function (GO): RNA binding
Source: RefSeq, a predicted model, not a curated record
AUGUCGAAGAAGAAAGGAACCAAGCUCGCCUUUAGCGACUUUCUCAACGAUUCCAGCACAGGAUCAUGGGCAGACGAGAUGGACUCACUGCCUACCGCUCCUUCGGGAAGAGUAGCCGGUGAGCCAGGCUUUGGUCAAGGUCGCUUCACGGCAGGCGGAUAUGGCGAUCGUGCCGGCGGAAUCGAUCGAGCACCUCGAGCGGAUGUUCCUUUGCCGACCAAGCCGCCCUAUACGGCUUUCGUCGGCAAUCUCUCGUUCGAAGUCACAGAUAGCGAUCUGCGCGCACUCUUUGCAGAGGAGCAGGUCACGACAGUUCGACUCAUCACAGGCGUCGACGGCAAAUUGAAAGGCUAUGGCUACGUCGAAUUUGCAGAACUGGACGGUCUCAAGGCUGCCUUGGCGAAGAGUGGCUCAGACUUCAACGGACGAGCCGUCCGCGUCACUGUAGCAGAAGCGAAAGACACUGCACCUGAUCGUUCAGAUGGCGAUUGGUCAACUCGUGCAGGACCUCUACCACCGGUUGCAGGACGGACAGGCUUCUCGAGUGGAGGAUUUGGAUCUCGCGACCGCAUGGGUGCCGGAUCCAUCGAAGAGGAUCGCGAAUGGGGCGCCGUCCGAGGCGCAAAGUUUACGCCAUCCUCGAGCGGCCCACCCUCGCGUUCAGCGAGUGGCUAUGGUACCUCCCGACUACCAAGCCGUGACGCUAGCUUCACCGGUAGUGCUGCGAUACCCGACGAAGAUCGUGGAGAGCGUAUGGGAAUCGGAAGUCAGUUCAGGCCAUCGACCGCGGCACCCCAACGGAGUCCAGUCCUUGGCGGCUCUGGCUUCUCAGAUGCUGGCUCCCGGCGUGCAUCUGCAUUCUCGCCCACACUCGGAGGCACAACAGACGCUGACAAUGUCAAUCAAUGGCGGCGUGCUGCGCCUACUCCUGUCGAACCUCUACAGAAUGGCGUAACGGAGGGAGAUGGCUCUCGCAGAAAGCUUGCGCUCGCAAAGAGGACAGUCUCGACGGAUGCCGAGAGCUUCCCUCCGACGCCGACAACAGCGGGCAGCAGCAAACCAAGUCCUUUCGGCGCUGCGGCGCCCAUCGAUACACUCGAGCGACAACGAGCCAUUGACGAAAAAAUCCAGCGAGAAGCAGAAGAUCGCGAAACGAAGCUCAAAGCAGACCGCGAAGCUCGCGACAAGGCGAUAGGCGACCGCAAAUCUGCCCCGAAUCCAUUUGGUGAAGCGAAACCGGUCGAUGUUGCUCCGGCCAAAGAACGUCCGCCAGUGCAGUCGAGGGCGUUAUCUGCGACCGGCUCGAACGAUUCCGCACAACGAUCGGACAAAGCCGAGGCAGGAGGUGCAUGGAGAAGCUCCGCGCCAAAGACCAAUCGCCCGAACGGGUCCAAUUCGUCUUCUCGCGAUCGAGAGAACACGCAGCAGCAGCGCAAAGUUCUCGUAAAGGACAAGGCGGCGAUUCGUGACGCCCUGCCAAAGGAUGCGAGCCCGCCGCUGUCCCCUCCUGUGCCAAAGGCAUUUGCGGCAAGCAGCGCGCUCCGCAAGGAGGGCUUCUCCUAUGCCAAGGCUUCCCAACUCGCUGCUGCAGAGCGGGAGGCAGCGUCGGCUGCGGGAAAUACGGUUGCCGAGAGCGCGAAGAUGGACGGCUUAGCUAGCGCGAGCGACAGGUUGUCUAUCACCGAUGCAGAAUAG